Messenger RNA from Drosophila eugracilis, 1728 nucleotides. RefSeq lists its product as uncharacterized. Bases 1 to 1728 code for a protein of 575 amino acids. The transcript has a single exon. Lineage: Eukaryota; Metazoa; Arthropoda; Insecta; Diptera; Drosophilidae. The record is from RefSeq and is a predicted model, not a curated record.
AUGCGGUUUGCCUUACUUUUCGCAUUUACCAGCUUGGCAGAAGCUAGCAAUGCUUCCUUGAAUAAGAUCCUAAAGUCCCUAAGGGAUGAGCUUCAUUACGAGACGAUUCUGCUUUUUGUAAGUAAUCCCCAAAAUAAUACCUGUUGGGAGCAAAGCAACUUUCAAGAAGAGGUUCCCAUUUUGAGCUUCAGCGAAUAUCAAAACGUGUAUCUAAAAGAUAGUUUCAAUUCCAAGAUACUAGUACUCGCUUGCCUGGACAGAAAUGAAAAGGAUACGCUUAAAUCACUGUAUAGCAAUCUCCAAGAUUUGCGAGAUACUCCCACCAUAAUUUUCGCAUCUUUUGAAGAACAAAUAAGUGAUUUAUUUCUGCGCUGCUUCCGUGCACAUAUGCUCAAUGUAUUGGCCUUUAAGUGCUCAAAUAGAGAGAUCAUCUACAGCUUUCAGGCAUUUCCUAAAUUUCGGCUUAUAAAACGAAGAGUAAUGGACAUCAUUCAGUACUUCAAACCACAACUCUCGGAUCUGGGGGGCCACAGUGUGACGACACUGCCUGAUAACGUAAUGCCCCGAACUGUGACCUACAGAAAUGCAGAUGGAGAACGCCAGUUGGGUGGAUAUCUCAGCCACUUCAUCCGGAACUAUGUGAGCACCAUAAACGCUACUCUCAAAAUUUGCUGGGACCUUGUUCCGGAGGAGGAAGUCAUCACAGAAUCAGCGAACAUAAGUGUUGACAUUCCUUUGGACAUUGGCGGUCUUGACCUAACAACAUUGAAACAGGACGUCAUUAUGGAAAUCUCCAGCUGGUUCCUGAUGCUGCCAAUGGAACCCUCCCUUCCUCGAGCUAGAUUCUUCCUUAAGUUCGGCUUGUACAGGCUAAUACCCCUGAUGUUGGUGGUAGCAAUAGUGCUAAAUAAUGCCCAUCGGAUAGACGAGGGGUUGAGCCCGAGCUGGCGUUGCAACUUAGUGGGAAGCAAAGUCGUGCGGGGACUCCUGGCACAGCCAUUUACCCUGCCCCGAAGACUAUCCCCGAAACUCAUGUUUGUCUAUUGGUUGCUCCUGCUGAGUGGUUUCUUCGUGAGCAACUACUUUAUUGGCUUCCUCGCGACUUGGCUCGUGCAUCCGCCAGCUCUUGAUCCAGUAAAGGACUAUGAUCAAAUGCGCCGCCUGAAGCUAAAAAUCCUAACCACCCCAGCGGAACUGGACUACUUGAAGACCAAAAUGGGCGAAAAAUUUAUAAAAGAGCGAAUAGAUGUAUUUCAGAUCACCACUUCGACGGAUUUCCAGACGAAGCGCAUCUCGAUGGAUCAAUCUUAUGCCUAUCCAGUAACAUACACCUUGUGGCCCCUUUUGAAGCAUUCACAAGUCAGACUCCGUCGACCCAUAUUCCGACGAUCCAAAGAUAUAGUCAUGCUGCCGUUCAUCAUUAUGGCUAUGCCCCUGCCGAGGAACUCAAUAUUUCACAAGUCUCUCCAUCGAUAUAGGCUACGAACUUUCGAGAGCGGACUAUAUACGUUUUGGUUCAGAGAGAGCUUCUACGAACUGCUAAGCCUGCGAAGGAUCACCUACAAGACAGAGGUGCAUCAUGAGGCGUAUUCUGAUCUCAAGUGGCAGGACUUUAGUUUUGUUUGGCUGGGCUUCGCAGUAGGCACUAUCACAAGUUUCCUGGUGUUCCUUAUCGAGAUUGGAUACCACAGGUGGCAAGCGAAGUCCUUGUGUAUAGGAACGAACUAG